AUGUCACCUUUCAAGUUGGUGUAUGGGAAAGAUUGCAACCUCUAUGUCAAGCUAGAACAUAAAGCGUAUUGGGCCAUUAAGAGCCUAAAUUACGACGCUCAAUUAGCAGGAGAGAAAAGAUUACUGGAACUCAAUGAUAUAGAAGAGUUUAGGGAACAAACAUAUGAGAAUGCCAGGAUAUACAAGGAAAAGACUAAAAAGUGGGAUGACCAAAGGAUGAUGCCACAAUAUUUUGAAGUUGUCCAACAAGUGUUACUUUACAAUUCAAGCCUUAAGCUAUUCCCUGGAAAGCUCAAAUCCCGAUGA
Hibiscus syriacus is the source of this 306-nucleotide messenger RNA. RefSeq lists its product as uncharacterized. The coding region runs from base 1 to 306 and encodes 101 amino acids. The record is from RefSeq and is a predicted model, not a curated record. The transcript has a single exon. Lineage: Eukaryota; Viridiplantae; Streptophyta; Magnoliopsida; Malvales; Malvaceae.